Molecule: messenger RNA, 7891 nt
Organism: Sorex fumeus (smoky shrew)
Lineage: Eukaryota; Metazoa; Chordata; Mammalia; Eulipotyphla; Soricidae
Gene: PTPRZ1
Product: protein tyrosine phosphatase receptor type Z1
Exons: 30
Coding region: 124-7092 (2322 amino acids)
Biological process (GO): peptidyl-tyrosine dephosphorylation
Molecular function (GO): protein binding; protein tyrosine phosphatase activity
Source: RefSeq, a predicted model, not a curated record
CUCUCCAUCAGUCUGUACCCUGGACGGCGCCGGAGCAAACCUCUCCUCCGUGCCCCCCUCUGCCCUCUCCAUCCCGAGGAGCCGAGCAGCCGCGCGGCGGGGAACCCGGGACCCGGCUGGAAAAUGCUCCUCCCGCAGCGCUUCCUGUCCUGGGUGCAGCUGCUCUGCGUGUGCCGUCUGGAUUGGGCUUAUGGAUACUACAGACAACAGAGAAAACUUGUUGAAGAGAUCGGAUGGUCCUAUACAGGAGCACUGAAUCCAAAAAACUGGGGAAAGAAAUAUCCAACAUGCAAUAGCCCCAAGCAGUCGCCAAUCAAUAUUGAUGAAGAUCUUACACAAGUAAAUGUGAAUCUUCGGAAACUUAAAUUUCAGGGUUGGGAUAAACCAUCUUUGGAAAAUACGUUCAUUCAUAAUACUGGGAAAACAGUGGAAAUUAAUCUCACAAAUGACUAUAGACUCAGUGGAGGGGUUUCUGAAAUGGUCUUUAAAGCAAGCAAGAUAAUAUUUCACUGGGGAAAAUGCAAUAUGUCAUCUGAUGGAUCAGAACACAGUUUAGAAGGACAGAAAUUUCCACUUGAGAUGCAAAUCUACUGUUUUGAUGCUGACCAGUUUUCGAGUUUUGAUGACGCAGUUAAAGAAAAAGGAAAGUUAAGAGCUUUAUCGAUUUUAUUUGAGGUUGGAUUGGAAGAAAAUUUGGAUUACAAACCAAUUAUUGAUGGAAUUGAAAGUGUUAGUCUCUUUGGGAAACAGGCUGCCUUAGAUCAAUUUAUAUUGUUGAACCUUCUGCCGAACUCAACUGACAAGUAUUACACUUACAAUGGCUCACUGACCUCUCCUCCGUGCACCGACACUGUGGACUGGAUUAUUUUUAAAGAUACAGUUAGCAUCUCUGAAAGCCAGUUGGCUGUUUUUUGUGAAGUUCUUACAAUGCAGCAGUCAGGUUACGUCAUGCUGAUGGACUAUGUGCAAAAUAAUUUUCGAGAACAACAGUACAAAUUCUCUAGGCAGGUGUUCUCCUCAUAUACUGGAAAGGAAGAGAUUCAUGAAGCAGUUUGUAGUUCUGAACCGGAAAACGUUCAAGCUGAUCCAGAGAAUUAUACCAGCCUUCUGGUGACAUGGGAGAGACCUCGAGUCGUUUAUGAAACCAUGAUUGAGAAGUUUGCAGUUCUCUACCAGCAAUUAGAAGGGGAAGACCAAACCAAGCAUGAAUUUCUGACAGAUGGUUAUCAAGACUUGGGUGCUAUUCUCAACAAUUUACUGCCCAAUAUGAGCUAUGUUCUUCAAAUAGUAGCUAUAUGCACAAAUGGCUUAUAUGGAAAAUACAGUGAUCAGCUAAUUGUGGACAUGCCUUCCAAUGACCCUGAACUUGACCUCUUUCCUGAAUUAAUUGGGACUGAAGAAAUUUUCAAGGAGGAAGAAGAGGGGCAAGACAUGGAAGAAGACGCUGAUGUGAACCCUGGCGGAGAUGCUACCACCAACCAGAUAAGGAGAAAGGAACCCCAGUUUCCUGCCACAACAAACUCCAACCGUGUAGGCACUCAGUCCAAUGAGGCCAAGACAAACCGAUCUCCGACGAGAGGAAGUGACUCCUCUGCAAAAGCAGAUGUUCCCAAUGCACCUUUAUAUUCCACUUCUCCCCCUGUCACUGAAUCUGCCCCAGAAAAAGAGGUUUCCCCCACUUUCCAGAUAGUGACAAAACCACUACCUUCCACGCUGGAGGGCACUUCUGACUCUUUAAAUGACAACUCAAAAACUGUCGUCAGGUUCCCACAGGUGAAUUUGUCUGGGACUGUGGAGUCUUUCGAUACAGUUUCUAUAACAGACUCCCAGGAAGUGUCUACUGAUAUCAGUGGGGAAGAUAAUUUAUUGACCAGUUUCAAGCAGGAUACAGGACCUGAGGAUUCCUCUGGCUCAAGUCCUGUAACUUCUCCUCUCCCCUUCAGCUCUGAAACUAUAUCCCAAGGGUAUGCUUUUUCCUCAGAAAACCCAGAGUCAAUCACCUAUGAUGUCCUUUUACCAGAAUCUUCCAGAAAUGCUUCAGAAGGUUCGGCCUCUUCAGGUUCAGAAGACUCUCUAAAGGAUCCUUCCAGUGAUGGAAAUGUGUGGUUUCCCAGCAGUAUCGAUGGGACCACACAGCCCGAAGUUGGGUCGGGGAGAGAGAGAUUUCACCAGACUAAUUACACUGAGAAAUAUAUCGAUGAAGCUGAGAAAACCACUGAAUCCUCCUCCCCAGGUCCACUGGUAUCGCAGGUUCCGUCAGACACAGAUCUGGAAAUGCCACCUUUUUCAACUUUUACCUACUUCCCCACAGAGGUCACCCCUCAUGCUUUCACUCCGUCCUCUGGACAGCAUGAUUUGGCUCCCACGGUCAACAUGGUACAUUCGCAGACCACUCAACCAGUCUACAAUGGUGAGCCACCUCUUCAACCUUCCUACAGUAGUGAAGUCUUUCCUCUAGUCACCCCCCUGUUGCUUGACAAUCAGAUCCUCAACACUACCCCUGCUGCUUCGAGUAGUGAUUCGGCCUUGCAUGCUGCGCCUGUAUCCCCCAGUGUUGAUAUGUCAUUUGAAUCCAUCCUGUCUUCCUCUGAGGGUGCACCUCUGCUUCCAUUUUCCUCUGCUUCCUUCGGUAGUGACUUGUUUCACCAUCUGUAUACAGCUUCUCAAAUCCUUCCGCAAGCCACUGCAGCUAUUGAGAGUGAUAAGGUGUCCUUGCAUGCGUCUCUGCCAGUGGCUGGGGGUGAUGCGCUCUUAGAGCCCAGCCUUGCUCAAUAUUCUGAUGUGGUGUCUCAUCAGACCACUGUGCGUGCAGCUCCAGAGACAUUGGAGUUUGGUGGUAGUGAAUCUCAUAGCCUCUAUCAAACGCUAAUGUUUUCUCAAGUUGAAGCAUCCAGCAGUGAUGUCAUGAUGCAAACCCGAUCUUCAGGGCCCAAACCCUCUUAUGUCUUAUCUCAGGAUGAGGGCUCCCACCCUCUCGGCAGUGUUCCUUACAGUUCUGGGAUACCUGUGCGUGAUCCUGUAGAUGUAACUCAUCAGGGUGCCGUGUUUAGCAGCCUUAGCCACAUGCCAGUGCCCAAGGCUUCAUUCAUUACCCCUUCUGCUUCACUGCUGCAGCCGACUCCUGGCCUCUCCGGUGAUGGGGAGUGGUCCGGAGGUUCCUCUGACAGUGAAUUUCUUUUGCCUAACACAGAUGGUAUGACAGCAGUUAAUAUUUCUUCACCCCUGUCUGUAACUGAAUUUACAGCCUCUGUAUUUGGUGAUGAAAUUAAGCCGCUUUCUAAAAGUGACAUAAUCUAUGGAAGUGAGACUGAACUGAAAAUGUCUUCUUUCAGUGAGAUGAUUUACCACUCUGAAAGCACAGCUGUGCCUGACCUAUAUGAGCAUGUCAGUAAGCUGAAGGCAUCUGUACAAGAAUCCCCUGUUUCCAUUGCUAGUACAAGGGGUAAAACUCCCGGCACUCUUCCUUAUACUGCCACUAAGGUUUUUGAUCAUGAAAUUAGUCAAGUUCCAGAAAUAUUCUUUUCUAUUCAGCAUACGCAGGCUGUCUCGCAAACAUCUGGUGACACGCCAUUUAAGCCUGCGCUUAGCACAAGCUCAGAAUCAAAUUCCUCUGGCCCUGCUUCUAGUGAAAUGUUAUCUCCUUCAACUCAGCUUUUAUUUUAUGAGGCCUCAGCUUCUUUUAAUACUGAAGUCUUGCUGCAACCUUCCUUGCAGGCCUCUGGUGUUUACACCUUGCUUAAAACUGCUCUUCCAACUGUGCCUAGUGAUCUAACAUUGGUUGAAACCUCCGAGGUUGAUCAAAUUAGUUCUCCGAUAUUGCAUCUCAUGGCAUCAAAUUCUGCUUCAAAUGAAAACAUGCUGAGCUCUGCGUCUGUACCGGUGUUUGUCGUAUCGCCUACUUCUGUUACGCUCGCUGCCUCGCAUCAAAGUGUAACCAUUCCUUACACGAGUGAGAAAUAUUUUGAACCCGUGUUGUUUAAAAGCAAAAAUUCCCAGCAAGUGGUACCUUCAUUGUACAGUCAUAAUGAAUUGUUCCAGUCCACCAAUUUGGAGACUAACCAUGCUUUUCCAACCAAAGGAAGGCAUGGAUUGGCCACUCCCAUUUUAUCCAUCAGUGUACCACCAAAUACGCAUAUUGAUAAGCGUUUAUAUCCUGAUGAACUUUUCACCUCCACCCAAGGUUCUAUUCCCAAUGAGGUGUUUGCUGGUACCCCAACAGUUGUUUCUGAAACACUUGUAACUGCUGAUCAUUCUGUUCCUGUAGGAAAUGUGUAUGUUUCCAUGUCUGCUGUUUCUCCCAACAGUGAUGGUUCCGUGAGCACAACCAAGUGGCAGUUUCCUUCUAAAACAGCUGAGCCGAUGCAUGGAGUCAGAUCUGACACUGAAGGGGGUGGUGGUGACAAUAGUGAUGAUGAUUAUGGUGAUGAUGGGGAUAAUGACAGAGAUGGCAAUGGCUUACCCGUAAAUAAAUGUAUGUCAUGCCUCCCCUAUAGAGAACCACAGGAAAAGGUCAUGAAUGACUCAGAGACCCAGGAAAACAGUCUUGUGGAUCAAAAUAACCCAGUCUUAUCUAUAUAUUCUAAGAAUGCUGAAGAAGAAAGUACAGUAACAGGUACCACCUCAGACAGUCAGACUGAUAUGGUCAGUUCUGAUAAAUCACCAACAGAUACGCUACACCAGUACCACAAUGUUGAGAAAGACGAAAAUGAUAUCCAAACUGGGCUUGGCCUUCUUCCUUUCACCCCACAAUCUAAAGCCUGGGGGAAAAUUCUUACAAGCGAUGAAGAAAGUGGAUCAGGGCAAACUACCUCAGGUAGCCUUAAUGAUAAGGAGACUUCCACAGAUUUCAGUUUUCCAGAAGUUAAUGAAAGAGAUGCCAAUGGGGUCCUGGAACCAGGGGACUCAGAAUUAAUCCCGGGGUCCUCAGAGUCCUCGACAUCAACUAUUACUAGUAGGCACUCAGAAGUGUUCAACAUUUCAGAAGCAGAGGCCAGUAAUAGUAGCCAUGAGUCUCGUAUUGGUCUAGCUGAGGGCUUGGAAUCCGAGAAGAAGGCAGUUAUACCUCUUGUGAUCGUGUCAGCCCUGACUUUUAUCUGUCUAGUGGUUCUUGUGGGUAUUCUCAUCUACUGGAGGAAAUGCUUCCAGACUGCACACUUUUAUUUAGAAGACAGUACAUCUCCUCGAGUAAUAUCCACACCUCCAACACCUAUAUUUCCAAUUUCAGAUGAUGUUGGAGCAAUUCCAAUAAAGCACUUUCCAAAGCAUGUUGCAGAUUUACAUGCAAGUAGUGGGUUUACUGAAGAAUUUGAGACACUGAAAGAGUUUUACCAGGAAGUGCAGAGCUGUACUGUUGAUUUAGGUAUUACAGCAGACAGCUCCAACCAUCCAGACAAUAAACACAAGAACCGAUACAUAAAUAUCGUUGCCUAUGAUCAUAGUAGGGUUAAGCUUGCACAACUUGCUGAAAAAGAUGGCAAACUGACUGAUUAUAUCAACGCCAAUUAUGUUGAUGGGUACAACAGACCAAAAGCUUACAUUGCUGCCCAAGGACCGCUGAAAUCCACAGCUGAAGACUUCUGGAGAAUGAUAUGGGAGCAUAAUGUGGAAGUUAUUAUCAUGAUAACCAACCUGGUAGAGAAAGGAAGGAGAAAAUGUGACCAGUACUGGCCUGUGGAUGGUAGUGAAGAGUAUGGAAACUUUCUGGUCACUCAGAAAAGUGUCCAAAUUCUUGCUUAUUAUACUGUGAGGUAUUUUACUCUAAGAAACACAAAAAUUAAAAAGGGCUCCCAGAAAGGAAGGUCCAGUGGGCGUGUGAUUACACAGUACCACUACACGCAGUGGCCUGACAUGGGUGUCCCUGAGUACUCACUGCCCGUGCUGACCUUUGUGAGAAAGGCCUCCCAUGCCAAGCGCCAUGCAGUAGGACCUGUUGUUGUCCAUUGCAGCGCUGGAGUUGGACGAACAGGCACAUAUAUUGUGCUAGACAGCAUGUUACAACAACUUCAACAUGAAGGAACUGUCAACAUUUUUGGCUUUUUAAAACACAUCCGUUCACAGAGAAAUUAUUUGGUUCAAACUGAGGAACAGUAUGUCUUCAUUCAUGAUGCUCUGGUUGAGGCCAUUCUUAGUAAAGAAACGGAGGUGCCGGACACUCACAUUCACGCCUAUGUCAAUGCACUCCUCAUUCCAGGACCAACAGGCAAAACAAAGCUGGAAAAGCAAUUCAAGCUCCUGAGUCAAUCAAAUAUACAACAGAGUGACUACUCGACAGCACUGAAGCAGUGCAACAGGGAAAAGAACAGAACUUCUUCCAUCAUCCCUGUGGAAAGAUCAAGAGUUGGCAUUUCAUCUUUGAGUGGGGAAGGCACGGACUACAUCAAUGCCUCCUAUAUCAUGGGCUAUUAUCAGAGCAAUGAAUUCAUCAUAACCCAGCAUCCCCUUCUCCAUACCAUCAAAGAUUUCUGGAGGAUGAUAUGGGACCAUAAUGCCCAGUUGGUAGUUAUGCUUCCUGAUGGUCAAAACAUGGCAGAAGAUGAAUUUGUUUACUGGCCAAAUAAAGAUGAGCCUAUAAAUUGUGAGACUUUUAAAGUCACUCUUAUGACCGAAGAACACAAAUGUCUUUCUAAUGAAGAAAAACUUAUAAUUCAAGAUUUUAUCUUAGAAGCUACACAGGAUGACUAUGUACUUGAAGUGAGGCAUUUUCAGUGUCCCAAAUGGCCCAAUCCAGAUAGCCCUAUUAGUAAAACUUUUGAACUUAUAAGUAUUAUUAAAGAAGAAGCUGCCAGCAGGGAUGGACCGAUGAUUGUUCAUGAUGAACAUGGAGGAGUGACUGCGGGAACUUUCUGUGCUCUGACAACCCUUAUGCACCAACUAGAAAAAGAAAAUUCUAUGGAUGUGUACCAGGUAGCCAAGAUGAUCAAUUUGAUGAGGCCAGGAGUCUUUGCUGACAUUGAGCAGUAUCAGUUUCUCUAUAAAGCGGUCCUCAGCCUGGUGAGUACAAGGCAAGAAGAGAAUCCAUCCACCUCUCUGGACAGUAAUGGCGCAGCGUUGCCUGAUGGAAAUAUAGCUGAAAGCCUAGAAUCUUUAGUUUAACACCACAAGGGUACAGGGGAGUCUAUAUCUGAACAUUGUUUUCCUCUUCCAGAAAUUAGACUGCAAAGUCAGUUCAGUUCUUCUGUUAUGUUUACUUCUCAUCAUCUGACUGUAACUUUCAGACCUAGAAUUCUGCUGCCAAAUUGACAUCAUUAACAAUGUGUGCCUUUUUGAAAAACUUCUUGUAAUUUACUUUUUGUGUUUAAACUAAAGGAAUAGAAUUUUACAGUGUUUCUUAAAAAAUGGAAUUGUGAUAUUUUUUUCAUAGUGGUUUUAACAGAACGUUACAAUUUAUAGGUGUUAGGACUUCCAAAUAGAAAAUGUGUUUGUUUUUAGUGUUAGAUUUUUAGUUGUAUUUGUAACCAUCAUUGGGUUUGCUAUAACUUUUAAUAAGGUAGAUUGUAAAUAAAAUGCUUUGUUCCCUAUAAUAGUCAACAUUUUACAACUGCAGUAUUCACUUAAAAUAGAUAUAAUCUCAUACUGUAAAUACUGAUAUAGUGUCUUUGUGGACCAAAUUUAUAUUUAUAAUUGUAGAUUUUUAUACUUUACUACUGAGUCAAUUUUCUAGUUCUGUGUUGUAGUUUAAUGGUGUAGUUACCUUUCUCUUACACCUCAAAUCUUCUGAUAUUGUUUUUUGUUAUCUCAGUGAUUAAAUGUUUUGACAUGUAAUUUUAACUAUGGAAAAUAGAAAAAUAUAUUUGUUUUAAAGAUGUUUAUGAGAAUAACACCUUCCUUACCCAACCUUCUAAAAAUAAUUUUUAUCAAAUCAUUGUAAAAAUAAAUAUAAAUAUUGCCAUCA